UUGCAAAGAAGUGCCCAGGGCGGUUUCAACGCCAGCCAAGCGAAUCUGGGACGCGCCGGGCCGUGUGCGCUUCCCGGCGCUCGUGCAGCAGUGGUACCGCGACUGCGACGCGGUGCUCCUGCUGUUCGACGUGUGCGGGAGCGCGUCCUUCCAGGGCGUCCCCGCGUGGCUGGACGAGGUGGAGCGGUACGUCCCGGAGGGCACCCCCGUCUGCCUCGUGGGCAGCAAGGUCGACGCGGCGGAGAGCAGGGUGGUGUCCUCCAGCGAGGCGCUGGCGCUGGCCGAGGCCCGCGGCGCGCGCUACCACGAGGCGUCGGCCAAGACGGGGGCGGGCGUCCAGCAGCCCUUCCACGCCGCCGUGGAGGCGCUGCUGGACCGGGCCGAGCGCCUGCCGCCCGAGCCGCCCGCGCCGGCCCGCGCGUGGUCGCGCUGCGCCGUCGCCUAGGCUUCGCGCGGCCUUCGCGGCGCCCCUCGCGCGGGUCUUUUUCUUCCUGGGCGCGAGGCGCCGAGCCCCGGGAAUUGGAGGGGGGCGCCUUCGGCUGGGCUCCCCUCCGCCGCCAAGCAGCGCAGCGCAGCGGAGGGCCCGGCGAGCUGCGCCGCAGGGUGCCUGCGCGGCCAGGGCCGUGCCCCCCAGCGGCUGGUCGCCGGUGCGCCCCGUGCGCCCAGAGGGCGGCGGCGCGGCGGGGGCAGGCGAGGACCGCACCUGCCUCCUCCAUGCUCGACGAGGCCGUGGCCAGUUCUUGUGAGCCCGGGUGGGCCGAGCUGGAACUCUGGAGCGCUGCCGCGCGCGUGGGAUCCGUGGACGCCUCCCGCGCGGGCAGACGCCCUUCACCCGGGCUCAUCGACGCUGCCCUCGCCGUGGCGAGCGGGAGGUCGGGUGGCCAGACACGGCUGUGCUCUCGCACGUCGGCUUCGUCAUGUCGGUGAUGUCCAAGGGUCAGUUCCAACUGUGAGCUCGGGCUGUUCUGUUCUGACGGGGGAGCCAUCGCUACGAUACCGCUGAGAGUAAGACGCGGCUUCGUUUAGGAGUUUAGGAGUGAAAGAGAGAGAGAGAGAGAGAGAGCGAGCGCUGCUCCGACUCGAGGCGUUGGUGCGGGCGCUUCGACAGCAGCCGUGCCUGCGACAGACCCCCUAACGAGCCAUUGUCGCAAGGCGUGCCCGCGCGAACCCGCACUCGGUUGACCUCGCACUUGAACCGAAUCUCUUCACCCUUGAGAAAUAGGGGUUCGUGAUUUACUCGCUGCGCAGAGGCGGGACCGCGGGGUCCUUCACGAGAAUUUGUCACCUCUUUGGGCGACGGGUCUGAACUGAGACGGCUUGGCUGUACGCCAUUACACUAGCGGCUGACGGUG
Molecule: messenger RNA, 1352 nt
Organism: Prorocentrum cordatum
Lineage: Eukaryota; Dinophyceae; Prorocentrales; Prorocentraceae
Source: the annotation of a GenBank genome assembly